This is a messenger RNA of Alnus glutinosa, 1052 nucleotides long. Its product is annotated as 17.9 kDa class II heat shock protein-like. The coding region runs from base 240 to 713 and encodes 157 amino acids. The record is from RefSeq and is a predicted model, not a curated record. The transcript has a single exon. NCBI's taxonomy places the organism in Eukaryota, Viridiplantae, Streptophyta, Magnoliopsida, Fagales, Betulaceae. Gene Ontology annotation, biological process: response to hydrogen peroxide; response to heat; protein complex oligomerization.
CGGUUGUCGAACCUCCUGGAACCUCCUUUUUCUCUCCAGCGUCCCUCUAGAACAUUCUUUUUCUAUCCACGGUCUGUCCCUCUUCCCUCCCACACCUAUAAAUGCCCACAACCGCAGCCCUUCUCCUCCAAAGCAAUACAAUCGAUCACUCGCAAGCAUCAAAUAGCUAUCUACAUUUCAUCUCUUCGUGAAAAACCCAAUUUCUCUUUACAAAGAUUCGUCCAAGCAAGAAGAGGAAAAUGGAUUUCAGAGUCGCUGGCCUGGAUUCCCCACUGUUCUCCACCUUGCAGCACAUGAUGGACCUGGCCGAAGACGGCGACAAGUCCUCCCACGCCCCGACCCUCUCAUACGUGCGAGACGCGAAGGCGAUGGCGGCCACUCCGGCCGACGUGAAGGAGUACCCCGACGCAUACGUCUUCAUCAUCGACAUGCCGGGGCUCAAGUCCGGGGAUAUAAAGGUCCAGGUGGAGGACGACAAUAUGCUCGUGAUAAGCGGCGAGAGGAAGAGGGAGGAUGAGGGGAAAGAGGGGGCCAAGUACGUGAGGAUGGAGAGGAGGGUCGGUAAGUUGAUGAGGAAGUUUGGGCUGCCUGAGAAUGCCAACACCGAUGCUAUCUCUGCGGUUUGCCAGGAUGGCGUGCUGACUGUGACUGUCCAGAAGUUGCCUCCUCCGGAACCCAAGAAGCCCAAGACCAUCGAAGUCAAGAUUGCUUGAAGAAUGGAUUGUACGACUGUGAUUUGGAUUUUGGUGGGUUAUGGGAAUAAAUGAACUAGCAUUUCCAUUGUGCGUGUGUUCUGUUUUCGGUUCCUGGUGUGUUUAUGUUAUGGUUUCUGUAGCUUUACAAUGCAUGUGCGUAUGGUUUGUUGUUAUCAAUGAAGCGUAUCAUAUUAUAAUAUCAGAGGGUAGGAUCUAUUCAGAGCUCUUUCCCCCCCCCCCCCCCCCCCCCCUUUUUUUUUUGUUUGUUUUGUAAUUCAGAGCUCUUUCCCCCUUUUGUUUGUUUUGUAAUGUGGACAAGAAUGAAACGGAUUUGGUCCUCUGUUUUGUUCAUGGAAA